Molecule: messenger RNA, 1170 nt
Organism: Phycodurus eques (leafy seadragon)
Lineage: Eukaryota; Metazoa; Chordata; Actinopteri; Syngnathiformes; Syngnathidae
Gene: gpn3
Product: GPN-loop GTPase 3
Exons: 8
Coding region: 104-961 (285 amino acids)
Molecular function (GO): GTPase activity
Source: RefSeq, a predicted model, not a curated record
AGUACCCACACUACCCGGCUUGUGGUUGUUACAGAAAAUGUUGUCUUCUCCGACAGGGAGCUAAUUUUACAACAACAAACACAUUUCUUGAUUUGUGGAAAAAAUGCCUCGUUAUGCUCAGAUAGUUAUGGGCCCUGCGGGUAGCGGUAAGAGCACCUACUGCGCUACGAUGAUCCAACAUUUUGAGUCAUUGAACCGUUCUGUUCAAGUGGUCAAUCUGGAUCCUGCAGCUGAGCAUUUUGACUACCCUGUUAUGGCAGACAUCCGUGAACUCAUUCAGGUGGACGACGUGAUGGAGGAUCAAUCUCUCAGGUUUGGCCCCAACGGCGGUCUGGUCUUCUGCAUGGAAUACUUUGCCAACAACUUCGACUGGCUGGAAGAAGCCCUGGGUCACGUCGAGGAUGACUACAUCCUGUUUGACUGCCCAGGUCAGAUUGAGCUGUAUACUCACCUCCCUGUCAUGAGGCAGCUGGUGGAACAGCUCCAGCAGUGGGAGUUUCGGGUGUGUGGAGUCUUUCUGGUCGAUUCCCAGUUCAUGGUGGAGUCUUUUAAGUUUAUCUCAGGAGUCAUGGCGGCCCUGAGUGCCAUGGUGUUGUUGGAGAUUUCACAAAUAAACAUCAUGACGAAAAUGGAUCUGCUCAGUCCCAAAGCCAAAAAAGAACUUGAACAGUAUCUUGAUCCUGAUAUGUACUCCAUGAUGGGGGACAACUCUGACACCAUCAGAAGUAAAAAGUUCAAGAAGCUGACAAAAGCUAUUUGUGAACUGAUUGAUGACUACAGUUUGGUGAGAUUUAUGCCAUUUGACCGCACCGAUGAGGAGGGUAUCAACAUAGUGCUGCAACAUAUUGACGUCUCUAUACAGUAUGGAGAGGAUCUGGAAGUCAAAGAGCCAAAGGAAACUGACGAAGACCCUGGGGACACUAAUUAUGAUGAUUUUUUUCAAGGCCAAGUAGAAAGCUGAGAAAUGUCAUUUUAGGACUUCAUGACUUCUACUCGAGCUACCUAAAAGGCAAAUUAAGAACCAGGAAGUGAUCUACAAAGAGCCUCAAUGACUAAGGGACUUUGUUUUGUCGUUGCCUUUUGUUAUUUAUCCUGUUUGGUUUCAUUAUAAAUGUUGACGUUUUGUUCAAAAAACGGUGUAAAUAUUAUAUUUUAAUAAUAAUAAAAAUA